CUGACCUCGUCUCCUCCAUCCUCGGGCCCGAGUCCCCAGUCCCCACUGGGCAGCACACUCCCUCUCCUCACAACCGUGCGCGCACCCAUGAGCGAUGAGAGCUCUCGCCUCGCCCGCCGCCUCCUUCAUCCCGCGAACCCCGAACCCCAGCGCGAACCCUAGUCCUCGCGCGCCUCUCCGCGCGGCGGCACUCUCGGGGAGCCCUUCCGGCCGCGCCGUCGUCGCCGCGGCCGCGGCCGCCACCGGGGACCACUGGGGCGCCGACCACCACCACCACUACCACGGCGGCGGCCGUGCGAGCUCGGAGGAGCGCGCGGCACACAGCGUGAAGUGCGACGUGGACGUGGUUUCGUGGCGUGAGCGGCGGGUUCUCGCGUCCGUGGCCGUGGCCGCCGACGUCGACACCCUGUGGCAGGUCAUCACCGACUACGAGCGCCUCGCCGACUUCAUCCCCAACCUCGUACACAGUGGGAGGAUUCCGUGCCCGCACCAAGGGCGGAUAUGGCUGGAGCAGAGGGGUCUGCAGCGCGCGUUGUACUGGCACAUUGAGGCCCGCGUUGUGUUGGAUCUCCAGGAGGUCCCCGAUUCGAUUAAUGGACGAGAACUCCAUUUCUCCAUGGUUGAUGGCGACUUCAUGAAGUUUGAAGGAAAAUGGUGCAUCAGAUCCAGUCCAAGCAGGUCCUCUAGUGCAAUUUUGCUAUAUGAAGUUAAUGUGGUACCAAGAUUUAACUUCCCAGCAAUUUUUCUUGAGAGGAUUAUAAGAUCAGAUCUUCCUGUGAAUCUUCGAGCCUUGGCUUGUAGAGCUGAAAAGAUUUAUUUAGAAAACCAAAGGCGUGGUUCAAGAAAAUCUGCCGGUGCGGACUCCAAGUCGUCAUCUACUUCUCAACUCAACUUAAAUAGUACGACAGUUGAGACUGAUGCUAUUUCUUCUAGUAAGUUCAAAGAAGCACCUCCCACUUCUGGUGUUAGUAGUGUGCUUGCUUCACCUUCUUCUGAGUUGAAUAGCAAAUGGGGUGUAUACGGAAACGUCUGCAGACUUGAUAGGCCUUGUGUUGUAGACGAGAUCCAUCUUCGAAGAUUUGAUGGGCUCUUGGAACAUGAUGGGGCUCACAGGUGUGUUUUUGCUAGUAUCACUGUGAAAGCACCAGUUCGAGAGGUAUGGAAUGUUCUCACGGCAUACGAGAAUUUGCCCGAAUUCGUACCAAACCUGGCUAUCAGUAGGAUUGUUCUUCGUGAUAAUAACAAGGUCCGCAUAAUGCAGGAGGGUUGCAAAUGCCUACUUUAUAUGGUUCUUCAUGCCCGUGUUGUUAUGGAUCUUCGCGAAAAACUUGAGCAAGAGAUCAGCUUUGAACAAGUUGAGGGCGAUUUCUACUCAUUUAAAGGGAAAUGGCGUUUAGGACAACUUGGAGAUCAGCACACCCUGUUGAGGUAUAUGGUUGAGACUAAGAUGCAUAAGGACACCUUUCUCUCCGAGUCUAUCCUUGAAGAGGUCAUAUAUGAAGAUCUUCCAUCAAACUUAUGUGCAAUCCGUGAUUAUAUUGAAAAGGCUGGAGCUGAGAGUAGCAACUCCACAACUCACUCGGAUGCACCUACAAACCCAGAUACUGUUGAUACUGAUUAUGCAGCAAGCAGGCAAUCAGAGCAAGCAUCGGCAUCUUGUACUUCCAGUUCUAUGAAGCAGAGACCAAAAGUCCCAGGCCUGCAAAAAGACAUUGAAGUCCUCAAAUCUGAACUUGAGAAUUUCAUCGCAAAGUAUGGUCAGAAUGGGUUCAUGCCUAAGAGAAAGCAUCUUCGGUUGCAUGGAAGGGUGGAUAUCGAGAAGGCAAUAACACGAAUGGGUGGGUUCAGGAAAAUUGCCAGUAUAAUGGACCUUUCCCUUUCUUACAAAAAUCGAAAACCAAAAGGUUACUGGGAUAGUCUGGAGAACUUGCAAGAAGAGAUCAGGCGAUUCCAGAAGAAUUGGGGAAUGGACCCUUGUUAUAUGCCAAGUAGAAAAUCAUUUGAAAGAGCAGGGCGUUACGACAUUGCUCGGGCAUUGGAAAAAUGGGGUGGGGUGCAGGAGGUUUCGCGCCUUCUUUCCCUUGAACUAAGACGGCCUAGAAGGGGAGCUGACUCAUAUGAUGAGAAGCAGUCUGAAUCGCCUUCUGGCGUGACAAAGAAGCACGGAAUAAAGCCAGAUAAACCCAAUAUGCCCCCUGAUGCACAGAAAUGGCUCCUGAAGCUGAAGGAUUUGGAUGUCAACUGGGUGGAAUACUAGAUUAAGCUCCUAGAAAGGAACGCUCUCUCAUGAUUCACUAUUUCUUUUCCAUCUUCGGAGAGGAUCUGGGAGCACUCUGCCAAUCAUGCUGUAAAUUGUGUACAGAAAAAUACAACGCACAGGCCAACACGGAACUAACCCAUUUCUGAAGCUACCAACAGGUUUUUCAUUUGUC
Messenger RNA from Phragmites australis (common reed), 2432 nucleotides. RefSeq lists its product as uncharacterized. The record is from RefSeq and is a predicted model, not a curated record. The coding region runs from base 95 to 2257 and encodes 720 amino acids. The transcript is spliced from 10 exons. NCBI's taxonomy places the organism in Eukaryota, Viridiplantae, Streptophyta, Magnoliopsida, Poales, Poaceae. Gene Ontology annotation, biological process: regulation of photosynthesis, light reaction.